AUGGACCAUGUGCCGGCUCUAGUUCUUGCCGUGUGCCUCCUGGCCUUGCUGCCUGGCUGGGCCUGUGGCCUUGGCUCCAUGUCGUCCAUCGCGGUGUCCUAUGGGGAGGACGGUCCGGUGUUCUGUGGCCUCAACUCCGACGGCUCCCACCUCGUCGCCUGCUUCGGCGCGGACGCCUCCGUCCUGUAUGGCGCCCCGCCCAACAUCCCUUUCCUUGGCCUCACGGCAGGGGACGGGUUCGUGUGCGGCCUCCUGCUCGACACCAGGCAGCCGUAUUGCUGGGGGAGCAACUCUUAUGUCAAGAGCGGGGUGCCGCAGCCGAUGGUCGAGGGCGCGAGGUACUCUGAGCUCAGCGCGGGGGACAACCACCUCUGCGCGCUGCGAGCGGCUGAAGAUGGGGGCCGUGGUUCGAGCGCUGCUAGUGCUACGUCGUUGAUCGACUGCUGGGGAUACAAUAUGACCGCCACGCAUGUCGUCGAUGAAGCCGUGUCAACCGUUUCAGCCGGUUCCGUGUUCAAUUGCGGCUUGUUUGCUCGGAACAGGACGGUGUUCUGCUGGGGCGACGAGACGGUGAGUGGUGUCGUUGGGCUGGCGCCGAGGGAUGUGCGCUUCCAGUCUAUCGGCGCAGGUGGUUACCAUGUCUGUGGGGUGUUGGAGAAUGCACAGGUGUUCUGCUGGGGCAGGAGCUUGGAAAUGCAGCAGGUGGCACCGUCCAAUGCUAUCGGCAAUGGUGAUGUGAACAUAGUGCCGAUGGAUGCGAUGGUCGCUGUGGUCGGUGGGCGCUUCCAUGCUUGUGGCAUCAGGAGCCUUGACCACCAGGUGGCUUGCUGGGGCUUCACUCUUCAUAACAGUACAUCACCACCGAAAGGGCUGAGGAUGUAUGCGCUUGUGGCUGGGGACUACUUUACUUGUGGAGUGCCUGCUGAGACUUCGCUGAUGCCAAGGUGCUGGGGCAACAGUGGGCCAUUGGCUUUACCGAUGGCCGUACCUCCUGGGAUUUGUGUUCCUACUGCAUGCAGCCUUGGGUACUAUGAGUAUGUGAACCAUGGUGAAGUUGGCAGCAUCAAGGUGUGUAAGCCUGCAAACUCUAGACUCUGCUUGCCCUGUAGUACAGGUUGCCCAGAAGACUCGUACGAGUCAUCCCCUUGCAAUGCAACAGCUGACCGUGUUUGCCAGUUUGACUGCUCGAGGUGUGCCACAGAUGAUUGCCUGUCAUUCUGCUUAUCACAGAAGCGGACCAAAAGCCGCAAGUUGAUGGCUUUUCAGAUGCGCAUCUUUGUAGCAGAGAUUGUGUUUGCCGUCAUCUUGGUACUCAGCGUGUCAGUAAUCUCUUGCCUGUAUGUCCGGCACAAGCUUCGACAUUGCCAAUGUUCAAAUAGGGAGCUGAGACUGGCUAAGAGCACAGCGUACUCUUUCCGGAAGGAUAACAUGAGGAUCCAGCCUGAUGUGGAGGAUUUGAAGAUCAGGAGAGCUCAAGAAUUCUCCUAUGAAGAGUUAGAGCAGGCAACCGGUGGCUUCUCAGAGGAUUCACAAGUUGGCAGAGGCAGCUUUUCAUGUGUAUUCAAGGGCAUACUGAGAGAUGGGACAGUGGUUGCUGUGAAGCGUGCAAUAAAAGCAUCAGAUGUGAAGAAGAGCUCAAAGGAGUUUCACAAUGAACUUGACCUCCUAUCCAGGCUCAACCAUGCACAUUUGCUGAACCUGCUUGGUUACUGCGAGGAUGGCAGUGAGAGGCUCUUGGUUUAUGAGUUCAUGGCUCAUGGAUCCCUGUACCAGCAUCUGCAUGGCAAGGAUCCAAACUUGAAAAAGCGACUGAACUGGGCAAGGCGGGUCACCAUUGCUGUCCAGGCUGCUAGGGGAAUUGAGUACUUGCAUGGCUAUGCUUGCCCUCCUGUAAUUCACCGGGACAUCAAGUCUUCGAACAUAUUGAUUGAUGAGGAUCACAAUGCGCGUGUUGCUGACUUUGGUCUAUCUAUAUUGGGUCCUGCAGAUAGCGGUACCCCACUGUCCGAGCUGCCAGCAGGGACUCUUGGCUACCUUGAUCCUGAGUACUACCGUCUCCACUACUUGACUACAAAAUCUGAUGUCUACAGCUUCGGGGUUGUUCUCUUGGAGAUACUGAGUGGCAGGAAAGCGAUUGACAUGCAGUUCGAGGAAGGGAACAUUGUGGAAUGGGCAGUACCACUGAUCAAAGCAGGGGACAUUUUCGCCAUCCUUGAUCCAGCCUUAUCACCUCCCUCAGAACUUGAGGCCCUCAAGAAGAUUGCUUCUGUGGCAUGUAAGUGUGUCAGAAUGCGGGGGAGAGAUCGUCCUUCCAUGGAUAAGGUGACUACAGCUCUAGAGCAUGCCCUUGCACUGCUGAUGGGCAGUCCCUGCAUUGAGCAGCCAAUUCUGCCGACUGAGGUUGUUCUUGGAAGCAGCCGCAUGCACAAGGUAUCACAGAUGUCCUCUAACCACUCUUGCUCAGAGAACGAGCUUGCUGACGGGGAGGACCAGCGGAUCGAGUACAGGGCACCUUCCUGGAUAACAUUUCCUAGCGUGACCUCAUCACAGAGGAGGAAAUCAUCUGCAUCUGAAGCUGACAUCGUUGGCCGAAGGACCACAGAUGGUAGGAAUGUCGGGAGCAGCAUAGGUGAUGGACUGCGGUCACUGGAGGAAGAAAUCGCUCCGGCUUCACCACAAGAGAACCUGUACUUGCAGCACAACUUCUGA
This is a messenger RNA of Miscanthus lutarioriparius, 2709 nucleotides long. Lineage: Eukaryota; Viridiplantae; Streptophyta; Magnoliopsida; Poales; Poaceae. The record is from the annotation of a GenBank genome assembly.